Messenger RNA from Passer montanus (Eurasian tree sparrow), 1938 nucleotides. Its product is annotated as translation initiation factor IF-2-like. The coding region runs from base 30 to 1772 and encodes 580 amino acids. Gene Ontology annotation, molecular function: single-strand selective uracil DNA N-glycosylase activity; oxidized pyrimidine nucleobase lesion DNA N-glycosylase activity. The transcript has 3 exons. Gene Ontology annotation, biological process: base-excision repair. Lineage: Eukaryota; Metazoa; Chordata; Aves; Passeriformes; Passeridae. The record is from RefSeq and is a predicted model, not a curated record.
ACCGCGUGCGUCCCCGCAGGCGAUGCGGCAUGGAGCGGGAGGAGGAGGAGGAGGAGGAAGGAGCGAGGGCUGAGGCCGAGGGUGAGGAUGAGGAUGGAGCCGGGGCUGGAGCUGAGGAAGGAGCGGGGACUGCGGCUGAGGAUGAGGAUGGAGCCGGGGCCGAGGAUGCUGCUGCUGAGGAUGCUGAUGAAGAUGCUGAGGAUGAGGAUGAGGAUGAGGACGAUGCUGAUGCUGAGGACGAAGGCGCGGCGCCGGCGGCGCGGUUCCUGGCGCUGCAGCGGGCUCUCUCGGGCGCGCUGCGGGCGCUGCCGCCGCCGGGCCCGCCGGUGGCCGCGGUGUACGCGCCGCUCGAGUACGCGUGGGAGCCGCACCGGCGCUUCGUGCGCCGCUUCCUGCGCGGGCCCGCCGCCGUGCUGUUCCUGGGCAUGAACCCCGGGCCCUUCGGCAUGGCCCAGACCGGGGUGCCGUUCGGCGAGGCGUGGCACGUGCGGGAGUGGCUGCGCGUGUCGGGCGCGGUGCGGCGGCCGCCCCGCGAGCACCCCAAGCGCCCGGUGCUGGGGCUGCGCUGCCCGCGGGCCGAGGUCAGCGGCGCCCGCUUCUGGGGGCUGAUCCGCAGCCUGUGCCCGGACCCCCGCGCCUUCUUCCGCCACUGCUUCGUGCACAACCUGUGCCCGCUGCUGUUCCUGGCGGCCUCGGGCCGGAACGUGCCGCCGCCCGAGCUGCGGGCGGCCGAGCGGGAGCGGCUGCUGGCGCCGUGCGGGGCCGCCCCGCACCCGUCCCCCCGCAACGCCCGCAGCGCCCGCGGCUGGGAGAGCGAGGCGCGGGAGCGGCUGCGGGAGCUGGGGGUGCUGCGGCUGCUCGGGGUGCGCGACGGGCCGGGCGGCGGCCGGGGGGCUGCGGGGAGCGGGCACGGGGCGGGACCGGACCAGCGGGACCAGCUGGGAACUGGGGGAAGUGGGCUUGGGGGGUCCCUGCCCCAGUUUGGGACUGGGGGGAGCGGGGACGGGGGAGCCCUGCCCCAGUUUGGGACUGGGGGAAAGGAGGUUGGGGGGUCCCUGCCCCAGUUUGGGACUGGGGAAAAGGGGAUUCAGGGAGCUCUGCCCCAGUUUGAUCAGUUGGGAACUGGGGGGAGUGGGGUUCGGGGAGCCCUGCCCCAGUUUGGGACUGGGGGAAAGGAGGUUGGGGGGUCCCUGCCCCAGUUUGGGACUGGGAAAAAGGGGAUUGGGGGCUCCCUACCCCAGUUUAAUCAGUUUGGGACUGGGGAACAGGGAGCUGGGGGGUCCCUGCCUCAGUUUGAUCAGCUGGGAACUGGGGGGAGUGGGCUUGGGGGAGCCCUACCCCAGUUUGGGACUGGGAAAAAGCGGGUUCGGGGAGCCCUGCCCCAGUUUGACCAGUUUGGGACUGGGGGGAAGGGGGAUGGAGGGGGGCUGGACCAGUUGGGGACUGGGGGGAGUGGGCUUGGGGGGUCCCUGACUCAGUUUAGGACUGGGGGGAAGAGGGUUAGGGCGUCCCUGUCCCACUUUGACCAGUUUGGGACUGGGGGGAAGAGGGUUAGGGCGUCCCUACCCCAGUUUAACCACUUUGGGACUGGGGAAGAGGGAGCUGGGGGGUCCCUGUCCCAGUUUGACCAGUUUGGGACUGGGGGGAAGGGGACUGACGGGUCCCUGCCUCAGUUUACCCGCUCAGAACAGGAUUUAGGGCAACACUCCAGGGCAGAGGGUGAAUCCCUGCUUCAGUUUCCCCACUCGAGAGGGGGUUUAGGGCUCCUGUAGGGGCGGGGGAUGGACCCUGCCUCAGUUUCCCCACUCGGGGGUGGUGCUUUAGGGGGCAGGGGAUGGGCCCUGCCUCCGUUUCCCCUUAGGGAAGGCGGGGAGGGUUCGUGGAGGGUUUUCUGUGGAAUUCUGGAAUUAAUAAAGGCGAAAAUUGGUAAAAAAAAAA